AUGGAACGCGCAAUGUUUGCUUUCGAGAACAGAAUUCUCACAGGUAUUCAUGCAAUAAAAGAGCAAGAGCAAGUCGAAGAGCAGUUGGCCUACGGCACCACGGUGGACAUGUUCGACGAGUAUCUUCACGUCGGGAAUACAACUGGCCGGGAGUGUCUGGCAAAAUUUUGUGAGGGCGUGAUUGACACCUUCGGUGCCACAUAUUUGCGCAAGCCGAAUGCCGAAGAUUGCCACUUCCUGAUGGGGAUGCACGAUAGGGAGUGGAAGAAUUGUCCGGCGGCGUGGAGAGGCCAAUUCACCAGUGGGUAUAAGGGUACCCACCCGACGAUAAUCCUUGAAGCCAUCGUUGAUCACCGUCUUUGGAUCUGGCAUGCUCACUUUGGCGUGGCGGGAUCAAACAACGACAUCAACGUGCUGAACACGUCGAGUCUCUUCACCGAGCAAUGCAAUGGCAAUAGUCUGACGAACUCCUUCCCAACGGAUGAGAGGAGAGCCGUUUUUGCACAGCGGCAAGAGUCUGCACGGAAAGACGUGGAACGAGGAUUCGGUGUGCUUCAAGCGCGUUGGGCAAUAGUGAAAGGUCCAGCUCGUUCCUGGUACAGGCAUCAUAUCGCCAAUAUCAUGUACGCGUACAUCAUCUUGCACAACAUGAUUAUUCACGAUGAAGGUCCAAGAGCAAGCGAUUGA
Molecule: messenger RNA, 687 nt
Organism: Salvia hispanica
Lineage: Eukaryota; Viridiplantae; Streptophyta; Magnoliopsida; Lamiales; Lamiaceae
Source: RefSeq, a predicted model, not a curated record